Molecule: messenger RNA, 2204 nt
Organism: Tarenaya hassleriana
Lineage: Eukaryota; Viridiplantae; Streptophyta; Magnoliopsida; Brassicales; Cleomaceae
Product: AT-rich interactive domain-containing protein 2
Exons: 2
Coding region: 617-2053 (478 amino acids)
Source: RefSeq, a predicted model, not a curated record
UCGAAACGAUUAUAGGUUUUUCCUGUCGAAAGAAUUAAAUUUGUGUCGAAAGAAUAUUUUGGCCGUGUGGGUUCUUGCGUGUCUUUCCAUUGAUCUCGAAUUUGGUCUCUGUGUCAGUGUAUGGCUUCGUCUCUGUGACAAUGGCGGAUUUUCAGAACAAAACCCUUCACGGGAUUUAGACAGCAGCAUCUGAAAAAACAGGUAAAAUCACCGGAGAAACCGUCACACUGAUUCUGUCUCCCAAUCGUAGCUUCUGUCUCUGUUCUUGAAAAAAGGUCAUUUUUUUUAAUCUCCUCUGUUCAUUUUUUGUUCCUUUAUUGCUCUUUGAUUCGUUUGUACCAAUUCCUGGAAACAAAAAUAGCUGCAAAACGUGAGGCUAGUCUAAGGAACUUGUUUGGUCAAGCCCUCUUGAUUUUCCUCGGGGAAGAAGGCUGCAAUAGACCUCCAUUGAUCUGUUUAAGCUGUUUGUGUUGGUGAGUGAGUGAGAGAGAGAGAGAGAGGGAGAGAGGGGGAGAGAGAGAGAGGAGGGUCUGAUUCGGUAUCUAGGAAUUGCUUGUGAGGAAAUGAGGCAAAUCAAUAGGGUUUGGAGUGUGGAGUUUCUCCAUUUGUAAGGUUGAUGUGCUCUAAAGACUUGGAGAGAAUCGAGAAAUGGGCGAUGGAGAAACCGAAGAUUGUGAAUUGGGAUGAAGAGGAUUGCCAAAGCGGCGGUUCUUAUGGAGCAAUGUUGCAUGAGCUAAGUGAUGGAUUAGAGGGUUUGCUGAAAGAUGGUUCGGGUCAAAAGUACAUAAUAGAGAAUGGAGCUUUGGUUUUCGGAAGUAAGCAUACUGUCAAUGGAAUCGAUGGAUCGGAGUUGAAAUUGCUCGACUCAAGGAAAAGACUUAGAGAAAGCAGCAGCGACGAUGAAGAAACGUCUUGUGUUGUUCUUGAUGAUGAUGCUUUGGCUUUGAGUUCUGAAGAUGCUGAGACCAGUCAGAUUUUGCGGGCGGGAAAGCAAGAAGCUUUGCCCGAGAUGAUGAAGUGGCUCACUCGGGCUGCGAAAUGUCCUCAUGGUCCUUCGGUUGGGGUGAUACCAAAUCUGUCAAAAUGGAAGGAACAUACAGGAAAUGAGUACUGGAUCCAAGUUAUUAGGGCAAAAGAGGCUCUACUAGUCCAAAGACGGAAUACCGAAUCAAGAACUCAACAUUUUCUGCUUCAGGUUCACCAAAAAAUGGAUCCUUCUAUGUAUGAAGACGAUCGCCAAACAGAGAGCUUAAGAUGCAGCAUAAGGCGUCUUGAUGUAUCCAAAACCCGUUCUUGCUCAUGUUGCAAUGAAAGUCCAGUCCAUCAGACAAAACUGAGAUUUACCAAGAACAGAGAACCAAACCGCGUCUCUAAAACUGAAACACCCGAGAGAACAGACCCUGUUGCAGGAACAUCAAGGGCAAUGGCUGAAUCAUCUGAGACAGAGAUCCCUCGACGGCACGUGCCUGUAGGACCCCUUUUCCAAGCCCGAGUGCCUCAAUGGACAGAUCCCGUUUCAGACAGCGAUUCCAAAUGGUUAGGAACAAGCAUAUGGCCUUUGGAAAGUGAAGAAAACAUCGAUUCAAUCGGGAAGGGAAGGCCAGAGUCUUGCAGGUGUAGACUCCAUGGUUCCGUUGAAUGUGUUAGAUUCCACAUUGCGGAGAAGAGAAUGGACUUAAAACGUGAACUGGGUCCUGUCUUUUUCCUCUGGAGAUUCAAUCAAAUGGGUGAGGAAGUAUCAUUGGGAUGGACCGAUAGGGAAGAAAAGAGGUUCAAGGACAUGGUAAGGUCAGAUUCUCAUUGGUUCUGGGAAAAUGCUUCCAAAUGCUUUCCAAGGAAGACGAGACGACAGUUGGUGAGUUACUACUUCAACGUGUUCCUGAUUAACCGAAGGCGGUAUCAGAAUCUUGUGACUCCAAGACAUGUAGACAGUGAUGAUGACGAAACCGAUUUCGGAAGCGUAGGUUACAGUUUUGGACAUGAGGCUGUUAGGGUUUUUGGUUCAGAUAUCAUGACAUGUUCUGAGAACAAGCAGUGCAGUGACUUGGACUGAAGCAAAGAUCCGAAGGAAAGCUUUUUGGUUUUUAGAUAUGAUAGAACUCUUAGACAGAUAUGUAGAAAAGUUUUGCUUUUUCGGAAUCGAAUCUGAGCGGUUGAUCCAUUUUUGUUCAUUAUGACUGGAAUUGCUCCAGUCAUAAAGUUUC